GUACCUGUUGCCGAUGAAAGGACCGGCCAAAAGUUCUCUGAUAAGCCCAAAGUUAAGACCUCCCAGAAAGGCGCUCUUGUGAGAAGGAAGAGGAUUGGAGAAGAACCCCCUCAAAUUUCUGCUUUAAUCCCUCGAUAUUCUAUUAUAGCCGACAUUCGUGAUAAACCAGCUAAUAUUACAAUCAGCCAAUUAUUGCAGGAGGUUCCGUCUAUGCAAGUAGAACUAUCCAAGAGCCUUCGCAAGUCCAAGGUCCUUAAAAAGAAGGCCCGAACCUUUGUUAACCUCCAACCAACCCCUAAGUCGACCAAUCUAUAUUGUGAUGCCGUUGUCCAUGAGAAAGUAAUUCCACUCAUCGUUGACAGUGGUUCCUCCGGGAGUGUGGUUGCUUCACAUCUCCUUAGUGAAUUGGGUAUUAAGGUGGAACGACCGUCCACUGUCAACAUGGUCAACGUUUAUGGCCAGAGUAAAAAAGCUAUCGGCGAAAUUUCAGAGUUCCCCUUUUCCGUCGGAGGCGUUGUAGUUCCUAUUGAUGUAGUGGUCACAGAUGCCUUAUCAUAUCAGGCCAUAGUAGGGAAUGAUUGGCUUUCCAAGUUUCGGAAGCUUCACCACACCCCCAUUCAAGAUGAUCGCCUUCCUAAAAUUACUAAGGCCCAACCAGUUGAGGAUAGUUCUGAAGAGUCUGAAAGUGGGGAAAAAACUGAGACUGAGUAUGAAGAAGAGGAGUUGGAUGACCGACUCUUUGGUUUUUUUGAGGACGAACAUACGGUCUUCCAGUAUCAACGAAGUAAUGGUCGAGGAGCGGGUGAGGCGUGGUGGAAUAUGGAUGGUGAUGAGGAUUAUCUACCAGAGGAUAACUUUUCUGACUUUGAUGAUAAUGACGAAGAUUCUGACCCCAAAUUCUUCUUCGAGGAAGUAGAAGAAUCAUCCCGGGAGUUGGAUAUAGGAGACUUGUGGGAUGACGAUCAUGAUAAAUUGGAGGAGUUGCUUGUGGGAUACGAUGAUCUUUUUGCAUGGACUCCUCAGGAAUUGGGUCGAACUGACUUCGUCACCCAUUCUAUACAUACCGAAGGAGCCCUUCCCAUCAAGCAACGAUACUACC
Messenger RNA from Ambispora leptoticha, 1099 nucleotides. Lineage: Eukaryota; Fungi; Glomeromycota; Glomeromycetes; Archaeosporales; Ambisporaceae. The record is from the annotation of a GenBank genome assembly.